Messenger RNA from Cryptococcus deneoformans JEC21, 721 nucleotides. RefSeq lists its product as hypothetical. The record is from RefSeq and is a predicted model, not a curated record. Bases 76 to 645 code for a protein of 189 amino acids. The transcript is spliced from 2 exons. Lineage: Eukaryota; Fungi; Basidiomycota; Tremellomycetes; Tremellales; Cryptococcaceae. Gene Ontology annotation, biological process: proteasome assembly.
UGUCAACAAUACUCGUCUUCUAAGGCUAUCUUGUAUCUCCACCACCAGAUAAUAUCUAACCUUGAUUCCCCCGAAAUGUCGUCUCUGCUCGAAGACUCAUAUACCGCCCUGCCUCUCUCUACCACCAAAAGCCAACCCUCUCCUCCUAUCCAGUCAUAUCAGCUCCGCCAAUCCAUAUGUGAAGUUGAGACAGAGCUUCUCAUCCAGACAUUCGACGAUCGAAUAUUGGCCAUUGUCACUCAGAAUGGCAAAGUAGGAUGCCUUACCCAAGCUUCCCUCCCACAACAAAUACCUCUUCCUCCUCCAACUGUGCCUUUACAGUCCAAUGGUCAUCCUUCAAAUCUACACAUUCUCUCUAUUCUUCCUCCGCCCCCCCAUUCAGCAUGUCUCACACCCCUUCUAGGCUCACCACCCCAGCAAACUUUGCAUGAGCUGUAUGUUUCUCAAAUAGCAACUCUUGUCUGGUGGGCAUUGCAAACUAGCGGUCAGAUGAGAAGACAUGUGGUAGUAGGCUUGUCCCUCAAGCAGAAUGGAAGAAGGGCGCGUGAUGAAGACGAUGCUAAAGAAGAGGCUCUUGUAGAAAGCGAAAGAGAGAGGUAUGCUGGAAUCAUGGACAUGGUAUCUCGAUGGCCAGGCCCAGAGUAGAGCAUGGAAUUAAACCUGAAAUAAAUACAUGCAUAUUAUCUUCCUGCUAUCAAAGAAGCUUGUACAAAAUAAAAUG